Molecule: messenger RNA, 2254 nt
Organism: Monomorium pharaonis (pharaoh ant)
Lineage: Eukaryota; Metazoa; Arthropoda; Insecta; Hymenoptera; Formicidae
Product: cytochrome P450 9e2-like
Exons: 1
Coding region: 327-1877 (516 amino acids)
Molecular function (GO): heme binding; oxidoreductase activity, acting on paired donors, with incorporation or reduction of molecular oxygen; monooxygenase activity
Source: RefSeq, a predicted model, not a curated record
AAUACUUAACAUGCACCCUAAAUUGUUACAUGUUCAAAUAUUACUACAUAAACAUUAUAAUGUAUUAUAUAAAUUUGGUCAGUAAAGUUUGGUCAUUUACUGAUUCGAAUCGAACAAAGUGUUAAUGCUGGUAAUUAUUCUUACAUGAUAUCAGGUUGUGAAAAUUUUGCGUCAGAAAGAUACCGGUAUAUUAAUAGACAGGGAUCGCUGCGUACGCGAACAGUUGUCUGUAACAAUUCGUGUCGGCAGUAUCGCUAGUGCUUUUAGUUGAUUACUUAUCAAGAAACGUUUACAAAGAAAUCAGAAAAACUUUUUAACAAUUUGCCAUGGAAUAUUGGUCGAUAUUGUUAUCAAUAAUAAUUGGUGCAUUUAGCAUUUAUUAUCUUUUUAAAAAUUUUAAUUUUUUUAAAAGACAUGGUGUUUUACACGUACCACCUUUUCCAACGUUUGGAGUAACGACAUCGCUCAUAUUUCGUCGAGAAUCAUUCAUCGAUUUUUUGCUGAAGAUAUACAAUUUUUAUCCAGACGCAAAGUAUUUUGGAAUAUACCUUAUUACUAAACCAACCUUUCUGGUUCGGGAUCCAGAACUCAUCAAGUCCAUCCUUGUGAAGGAUUUCGAGGCAUUUCAAAAUCGUCGUGGCUUCUCUGACUUAAGUGAUCCUCUAUUUGCAAAAAAUUUAUUUUCUCUUCGCGGAGAAGAGUGGCGAAAUGUGAGAACUCUAUUGAGUCCGUCCUUUACGUCCAGCAAGAUGAAAAUGAUGUUCACGUUGAUGUCGGAAUGUGCCGAGAAUUUUACUAAAUUUCUAUCAACAUUGUCGGAGGAUAAAUGUGAAAUGGACACAAAAGACGCCUUCUCUAAAUACACAAACGACGUCAUCGCCACAUGUGCCUUUGGAAUCAAAAUUAACUCUAUGAAAGAUCCGACGAACAAGUUCUACGUUUACGGCAAGGAAGCAUUUAACUUUUUCAGAAGUCGCUCCUUAAAGUUUCUUUUCCUUAGAUCUUUCCCGAGUCUCGGGCGAUUUUUUAAUAUGAAGCUGAUGGACGAUAAAAUAAUGAACUUCUUUAAAGACAUUGUAAAGACUACGAUCGCUACUCGUGAUGCGGAGCACAUUACACGUCCGGAUAUGCUGCAGUUGAUGAUGGAUAUCAGAGGCAAGGAAGGACGCAGAGAACUGGACAUCGACGAAAUGACAGCACAGGCUUUUGUCUUUUUCUUCGGUGGCUUCGAUACUAGUUCAACCGCGAUGUCUUUCGUAGCUCAUGAGAUCGCAGCUAACCCAGAAGUUCAAACUAAAUUGCAGCAAGAGAUUGACAACGCUUUGGAAGAAUCGAAUGGAGAAGUGUCUUACGAAUCCAUUAAUCGGCUCGAAUAUUUAGAUGCAGUAAUAAGCGAGGCCCUCAGAUUAUAUCCGCCAGCUCCUUUCUUAGACAGACAAUGUAACAAAGAUUAUGAGUUACCGUCUACACUACCAGGCGAGAAACCAUUUGUCACGAAGAAGGGUAUGAAUUUUUGGAUUCCAGUUGUCGCGAUUCAUCGUGAUAAAAAGUAUUAUGAUGAUCCGGAGAAAUUUUGUCCAGAUAGAUUUUUAAACAACGGGACAAAUCAAAAUUCGUCGCUACAUGCUUCCUCAUAUUACAUGCCGUUCGGAUUAGGACCAAGAAUGUGUAUAGCUAACAGGUUCGCCAUACUAGAAGUCAAAGUCCUAUUGUUUCACUUACUAGCGCGAUGUGAGCUGAAACCUUGCGCGAAAACAACGUCUCCAAUGAAAUUUGCCAAAACUUUGAUAGUAAUGCCGGAGAAUGGUUUCUGGUUGAACAUUCAGGGUAGGAAAGAUAUGCAUCCUGUGUUGAAGUCUGCGGUAAUAAAUGACUAAACUUCAAAAAACAUUUUAAGUUGAAAUUGCGAAACAUUAGAUUUGUAAUUAAAAUCACGUUUUUAAAUGAAAUUAUCAUGCGUUUUUCUAAGUAAAUACAAUAUUGUGGUAUCAUGUUCUUUAUAAUAAAAAAAUUAAGUUUAUGUAAUGUAGUAUUGUGGGUGUUGCGAAUGUUAAUUUUUAAGUAAUUCUUUUAUCAAUAUGUUAUGUUUUUAAUUACUUUUAUGCAUGAAUUCAAUAUUUUUGAAGAAGGUACAAUUUAGGCGACCGGUUUCCUAAUCGUACCUUUUGCAGCGUGUUGUAAAAAUGCUUAUAACAUAUUAAUGUGUUAUUAAUAAAAAGCUUGGCGUAUAAUAAUAGAUGCCUUAAAUAUAAAU